Ctenopharyngodon idella (grass carp) is the source of this 1771-nucleotide messenger RNA. RefSeq names its product mitochondrial fission regulator 2 (gene mtfr2). The transcript is spliced from 8 exons. The record is from RefSeq and is a predicted model, not a curated record. The coding region runs from base 189 to 1229 and encodes 346 amino acids. NCBI's taxonomy places the organism in Eukaryota, Metazoa, Chordata, Actinopteri, Cypriniformes, Xenocyprididae. Gene Ontology annotation, cellular component: mitochondrion. Gene Ontology annotation, biological process: mitochondrial fission; aerobic respiration.
UGAUUGGCUACAGGCUCCACCCCUCCUCUCCGGACCAAUCACAAACGCUCUCAAGCAAAGAGCUUUAUUUGAGUUUACCUGCACACGGAAAGCGUGAUACAGGAAAGAGGUCACGUGGAGAAGUUUGCUGCAGUGUGUUGGUUCAUCUGUCAGCAGAAUCCAGCGUGGAAAACACAGGAAUACUGUCAAUGUCUCUGCUGGAGGACAUCGUUGAUCUCCUGAGAUGUGUCCUGGAAUACUUUGGAGUGCCACCUGACAUGUUGAUUCCAGUAUGGGAGAGUACACAGUGUGGACAGUACCGCAGUAUAGUCCGUAUGAUUGGAACAAACCUUCCUCUCUGUCCUCACCCACGGCUGCGAUUUCAGAUUCCUCUGCAGACAUUCAAUAGACAAGGGCAUAUUGAUGUGUCAGUGGAUACGCCAGCCAUUCCUACAUUGGCGGAUGUACUUUGGCUGGUGGAGGAUGAAGGAGACAGCCACACUAAAUUCAGAACUGCCAUCCCGCUGAGGAAACACUGUGUACAGCAAGGUUUUGAGAUUCCUUCAUUGGGGUGUGAACGUUCAUUGUCCGUGUCUGUACCGGCUCAGAAGAGAGGCAGGGUGCUGGAGCCGGGAACCCAGCCAGAGGCCCUGCAGAAGAUCUCAGCUCUGGAAGAGGAACUGCAGAGACUACGAGCACAGAUCGCUAUGAUAGUCACAGCUCCAGCAGGCCGUGCCGUUCUUCCAGCUGAUCCUGGCACUCCAUGCUCUACUCUACCAAUUCCUGUCCUUACUUCCACUCCUGUCUGUCCUCCUCCACCACCUCCACCCCCACUUCCUCCUCCGGCUAUGGCCAGCUGCACAGAGGUGUCCGUUUCGGAAGUGAUUCGACAAAGACAGGCAGCAAAAAGGGAAAAGCUUGCGCCGUGUGAUCCGUCUCCAGGUACAGCGCCUGCUGCCCUGCCGUCCAUGUUAGAGGUGCUGAGAGAUCUGAAUCAGGUCAAACUGCGUUCUGUCGAGAGAUCUCCAGGUGGAACUCCAGUAAGGAGACGGAAGAGUAAAGGCGUAGCAUGUUCAUCUGACCCUGCAGCUCUCAUCGCCGAAGCACUGAAAAAGAAGUUUGCACACAGACAGAGAGACGAUUCGUUUGGUAAAGAGAACCGCUCAGCUGAACCCUCUCCUUUCAGCAGUCCAGACACUCCCAGGAUUCUCCAUCACACCAGACGCAGCCAGGGACGCAUUCACCUUUGACCCUUGACCUUAAAGUCUUCCAGAAUCAAAAUCGUCAUGGACUUAUGUGACGGACAGAUUUCUUUUCAAUGUUGGUCUCGUUUUCCUUUUCCACUUUCUCUCUGAAUUUAUCACAUGGGCCUCCAUCUGAAAACACUGUGCAUGUUUUUGAGAUUUUUUUUGUGUGGGCAUUGUAAUUUUUGUACAUGCUGAUUUUUAUUUGUAAAUAUUAUAUACAGAGGACUUAUUAAUUGUGAAUGAUUAAUACAAGUAUUGAUACAGGAUGGCAGUAAUUAUGUCAUAAGAUGCUACAACUUUAAGCCACAAAUGUGGAUCUAUGCAGUGCCUCUUUUUAUACUGAUUUUUUUUUUUUUUUUUUCAUUUAAAACAUAGUUGGACUAACAAAAGUUCUCUGAACAACUUAUCAGUAAUAUUUUAAGUUUGGUACCAAUUUUUGCUAAUGAUUCGUUCAUCCAUGUUUCUGCUGUAUUUUCAUCCUCUCCUACAAACUGUUAAUGCAAUAUCACUAUCAGAAGCAAUAAACAAGUUAGAAGCCUUUCAAA